AUGGCGGCACGAUGUGGCCACGCCACGACGGGCUCGCUGCACCCGAAUUGGCUUGAAUUAGCGCGGAUUUGGGGCAAGCACAGCGGCCCUGGCACGUGCCGGUUCCGGGGCCGCCUGGAGCCCGCCCGCACCCUGAUGCCUCCGCGGCCUCCCGGGCUGGCCGCGAGCAGCAGCCGCCUUCGUCUGCCCUCUUGGGCACCGAGACCCACCUCUCCUUCCCCACCUUCACAGCACAAAGGAGAAGAUCAUUUCACGUACUGUCCAGCAACAGGCCUGGCUGUGGGGAACGAGCGCUCGGCGUUUGCUGGCUGGGCGUUCCCGUUCCCAGGGGUGUUUCUGACGGAAGAGUUCAUUGGGGAAGAUGAGGAGUCGGAGAUAGUUGGACUCAUGGAUCAGGAUGACUGGAAACCGUCACAGUCUGGCCGAAAAAAGCAGGACUAUGGACCCAAAGUGAACUUUAAGAAGCAGAGACUGAAAGCUGGCGGCUUCCUCGGUUUGCCAAGUUUUAGUAAAAAGAUCGUGGCACAGAUGAAGGCCUACUCUGUGCUAGAUGGUUUCUUGCCUGUUGAGCAAUGCAAUCUGGACUACCUGCCAGAAAGAGGUUCUGCCAUCGACCCACAUUUUGAUGACUGGUGGCUCUGGGGAGAGCGGCUGGUUAGCUUAAACUUGCUCUCAAAAACGGUCCUGUCCAUGUCUUGCGAUUCAGAGGACAGCAUCCAAUUAUUUCCCAUUUUCACUAAAGAAAAAGGGGAAUUAAGUCCCUUUGGAUGUCUUGCACAGACGUCAGCGUGCGAAAAUUCAAGCAAACCGAGAAUUAACUGCACUUCAUCCCCAAGGCUUGUUCCCAGUAAAGAAGUGACUGUUGCCAUUCACCUACCCAGGAGGUCCCUGGUGGUGCUUUACGGUGACGCGCGGUACCGGUGGAAACACGGGAUCUACCGCAAGCACAUAGAGCAGCGCCGAAUCUGUGUCACGUUCCGGGAGCUCUCCGCGGAGUUCAGCACCGGGGGAAAGCACGAGGAACUGGGGAGAGAACUGCUGGGAAUAGCUCUUUCCUUUCAAGGAAGACCAGUAUGAUCUUCCAGAGGAAGAUGGAACUGCAUUUUGUUGGGAUAUUUGAGAAAUAAAGGAUAAAAUUUUUACAACGUGA
Nothoprocta perdicaria is the source of this 1150-nucleotide messenger RNA. It is a transcript of the gene ALKBH4, whose product is annotated as alkB homolog 4, lysine demethylase. The record is from RefSeq and is a predicted model, not a curated record. Gene Ontology annotation, cellular component: midbody; contractile ring. Gene Ontology annotation, molecular function: actin binding; oxidoreductase activity; demethylase activity. Lineage: Eukaryota; Metazoa; Chordata; Aves; Tinamiformes; Tinamidae. The transcript has 4 exons. Bases 1 to 1077 code for a protein of 358 amino acids. Gene Ontology annotation, biological process: actomyosin structure organization; oxidative demethylation; protein demethylation.